This is a messenger RNA of Solanum dulcamara, 1613 nucleotides long. Its product is annotated as cytochrome c-type biogenesis protein CcmE homolog, mitochondrial. The transcript is spliced from 2 exons. Gene Ontology annotation, cellular component: plasma membrane. Bases 429 to 1274 code for a protein of 281 amino acids. The record is from RefSeq and is a predicted model, not a curated record. NCBI's taxonomy places the organism in Eukaryota, Viridiplantae, Streptophyta, Magnoliopsida, Solanales, Solanaceae. Gene Ontology annotation, biological process: cytochrome complex assembly; protein-heme linkage. Gene Ontology annotation, molecular function: heme binding.
AACUGUAGACUAAAAAGGAAAAAGAAGAAGAAGCAAAUAGAGAAUUUAGGGCAAAAGAGCUCACCAUUUUUCCCUAGAAGAAAAUUGAAUAUCGAUUCUAAUCUGAGUCCGAUUAUCUCAAAUCCUAAUCGCAUCAUUAAGUUGUGAAUUAUAGUGGCUUGGGUUGACUUGUACUUAUUGAAGUUUCCAGGAAUGGUAUUAGCAACUCUCCAUAUUAUUUCUUAGCCUAUUCAACUUAUAUACGCCAAUAAUAAAUAAAGUUUACGCUUGCACUUUAAUUAUUGGAAGUUCGGUAUUUGGUAUCUACUUUCAUUUACCAAUUCCAGAACUACCAAAACCUAACUUUGGAAAUACCAAACGCCCACCCCUAACCCUGAUUCCCUCCUUAAUAUCUCCAUCCACGAGCUGAUUAAUCCCACAAACUCUCAAUGGCUUCGAAACUCUCUUCUCGUUUAGCUUCUCGUCUAGCUUCCCAUUUCCUUCGUUCUACCGUCAACGGUCUGGCUGCCACUACAACUGCCCCUCUCCCCAAAUCUCACCCUUUGAUUUCAGUUUUCCACCACCAGUUGCAGCCCUCAGUAUUUCCCCAUUUCAAUACCAACCAAACUGUUUUCACACUCAGAUCCUUCUCCACACUCUCCCAGCCGGCCCGAUCCCACCGUUCAGCCCGGCCUGAUAUCGGAGCCAGAGCUCGGCAACUCCAAACCCGCCGUCUGUGGACCUAUGCCAUUACAUUCAGUUGCAUAGCAGGAUUCAUAGUAAUAGUCCUUAACCAAUUCCAAGACCAACUUGUCUUCUAUUUAACCCCUACAGAUGCUCUAGCAAAGCAUGCUGAAAACCCUACAAGAUCCAAAUUUCGACUUGGUGGAUUAGUACUAGAAAAUAGUGUAACACCAAUACCCAAUUCCCCAGAAAUGGAAUUUGUGAUAACUGAUUUGAUUACUGAUAUUUUGGUCAAGUAUGACGGGUCGUUACCGGAUCUUUUUCGGGAAGGGCAUUCCGUUGUAGCAGAAGGGUUUAUAAAGCCAUUUACUGAGGAGAUGAAGAAGAAAGAGAAUGAAAUAUUGAGUGAGAAAAAGUUACAGGUAACUGAGAAGGCAAGAAGUGGGGAUUGUUAUUUUGCAGCUAUUGAAGUGUUGGCUAAACACGACGAGAAGUAUAUGCCUCCUGAAGUUGCAGCUGCACUUGAGAAGAAUAAACAGUUGCUUAGUCAGAUGGAAGGGAAUGAGGAAGAGGGUGAUGAUGCAGCACCUCCAGCAACAGCAAGGGCAUAAGGCUCAGCCAUUUUAUAGAGUAUGGUAAAAAUUCUAAUUGAUUUUUUCCCCGAAAUGAUGGAGUUUUGUUGAAUUUCAGUUACGAUUAUACUAUUAAACGAAUUUAGAAAAUGAAGGGAUAUAUAGUUGGUUUACUGAGGUUAUACAAUGAAUUUUGUUGUCGUAGAUUUUAUGUCUUGUACUAACCCCAAGGAAUGGGGUUUCAGUUGAGAAAUUUUGGGAUAUUUAGUGAAUAAAUGACAGUAAUUAUUUUUACGACAUUGGAUGCUUGUAAUUAUUUGUGUACACUCAAUAUAGAGGUCAUUGAUGAAGGAAAAAAAGAAUAAAUCACUUCCGGGU